AUGGACUACCAAAAUCGAGCAGGUUCUAAAUUCGGCGGCGGAGGGGUUGCCUCAACCAGUGCUUCUAAUGCCGAUCGAAGAGAGCGCCUACGUAAGCUUGCACUUGAAACGAUAGAUCUCGAUAAGGACCCGUACUUCUUCAAGAAUCACGUUGGCUCCUUUGAAUGCAGGCUUUGCCUCACAGUCCACCAGAAUGAUGGCUCUUACCUCGCACAUACACAGGGACGGAAGCAUCAAACCAAUCUCGCAAGGAGAGCUGCAAGGGAACAGAAGGAAGGCAAAGCGAAUGAAGCCAUGCUGGGCGUAAAUAUGGGUGUGACGGUGCGAAGGAACGCUGUCAAAAUUGGACGACCGGGAUACAAGAUUACCAAGAUUCGGGAUCCAUUAACUCGGCAGAAUGGACUACUCUUCCAGCUCCAGUAUCCAGAAAUUACUCAAGGAGCACUCCCAAGGGUCAGAUUUAUGUCCGCGUACGAGCAGAAGAUCGAGGAUCCACCAGACAAGAACUACCAAUAUCUGCUCGUUGCAGCCGAACCAUACGAGACUUGCGGCUUCAAGCUACAAGCCAGGGAGGUCGACCGAAGAGAGGGCAGGUUCUGGACGUGGUUUGAUGAGGAUAGCAAGGAAUUUUGGGUCCAAGUGCUUUUCAAGACGGAGAGAGAAGAAAGAUACAGCGGUGUGCCAGGUUUGGCACCGACCGGCAUCCGCCGCUAG
Messenger RNA from Bacidia gigantensis, 714 nucleotides. RefSeq names its product Splicing factor 3A subunit 2 (gene SF3A2). Gene Ontology annotation, cellular component: nucleus; catalytic step 2 spliceosome; U2 snRNP. Gene Ontology annotation, biological process: spliceosomal complex assembly. The transcript has 2 exons. Gene Ontology annotation, molecular function: nucleic acid binding; zinc ion binding. The coding region runs from base 1 to 714 and encodes 237 amino acids. Lineage: Eukaryota; Fungi; Ascomycota; Lecanoromycetes; Lecanorales; Ramalinaceae. The record is from RefSeq and is a predicted model, not a curated record.